Empidonax traillii (willow flycatcher) is the source of this 1646-nucleotide messenger RNA. It is a transcript of the gene GEMIN6, whose product is annotated as gem nuclear organelle associated protein 6. The record is from RefSeq and is a predicted model, not a curated record. Gene Ontology annotation, cellular component: SMN complex; nucleus. Gene Ontology annotation, biological process: spliceosomal snRNP assembly; spliceosomal complex assembly. Lineage: Eukaryota; Metazoa; Chordata; Aves; Passeriformes; Tyrannidae. The coding region runs from base 437 to 940 and encodes 167 amino acids. The transcript is spliced from 3 exons.
UGGGUAUUGGAAUCAAGCUUCUAACCUUCACCGCGGCACAGAAAAGUUUGUAAAGGCAACUCAAAACUGGGGAGCAAAAAUUUCCUAUUUUUAUGUAGGAGAGGCACACAGCCUGCAUCCAUCCUUGUUUACGCCCAGGGAUUGCUUGAAAAGGCUUGAGGUUUUUGCUUGCUGAAGCUGGCAGUCCCACGGCACUAUCAGCUCCACCUCCUCGUUUUGCAGCCGGGCCUCGUACAUGUAAACCUGUAUGCAAUUUAUAUGUACACCCGUAGUUAAAAACCCUCCGUGUCGGCCCAUUUCGUGCUCCCAAACCCCCGGAGCGUGGCGGGGAGAGGCGCUCGGCAGCGGCAGGACGCGGGUGCCGCCCAGGCGCAGUUCCUAGGAGGCCUCGGCGGGGAGUGGGACGGGAACGGGGUAGGUUCUGGAUGUAGGAAAUAUGAAUGACUGGCAGAAGAAGAGCCCUCUAGACUGGGAAACGUAUGUGAACAAAUUGGUGAAAGUUGUUGCGAUUGAGAAACAUGAAUAUGAAGGAUGGGUUUUAACAGUUGAUCCAGUUUCUGCCAGCAUUGUCCUUGCAGCAUUCCCGGAGAGUGAAAAGGUGUCCAUUUCAGUUGUCAUGGGCCAUGCUGUCCAAGAGGUCGAAAUACUGAAAGAAGGGGACAGUGAAAUGAAGCAACGCCUUUCUCGCUUAUUCACGUCUAAGGAAAGCAAAGCCUACAGCCUAGAGGAACUGGAGAAGAGGAAGAAUGAUUUGAAGACUUGGCUGGAAACAAACCACAUUCCCGUGGCGGAGCAAGGGGAGUCGGGCAGGACACUGUGUGUGGCGGGGGUGUUAACAGUUGACCCCCCGUAUGGCCCCGAGCAGUGCAGCAGCUCCAAUGAGAUCAUCCUGUCCCGGGUUCAAGGUUUGGUACAGGGUUAUCUGGAGAAACAACAGUGAUGUCUGCUGUUUAAAGCAGGAUUUGUCUUUAGGAAUGGGUCUACCUGCCGUGUUUUAGGAACUGUGCUGGGUGUCAGUACUCACUGUUUGCAAAAGUGCUGGUUUUAGAUACUUUUGUCUGAUUUUUUUGGUAUGUAAACAAAGGGAUAAAACAAGCAGUGUAAACCAAAAGCACAAGCAUUUUUCAUGCACUAUUUUUUAUUAAAAGCGAACCGUUAGAUAAUGAUGCUGUAUUAAGCUGAUUUAUCACUUAAUAUAUCAAUUUAGUAUUUUUGUAACAGUAUUGUGAAAGGUGAUAUACAAUAAAUUUAACUGUGUUUUCCUCUGCCUUUAAAUUUGAUUUAUUAUCUAGUGGUGUAGGUAUGUUUAUUUGAACUUCUUACCAGAUUAUUUUUUCUUCUUUUUUUUUUAGAAAGAGAAUUGUGACACUCAGAUUUCCAAACCAGAUUUUAAAAAGUUAGUUCAGAAAGCUGUUUUGUUUCGUUGUUGUAGUUGUUUAGUUGUUGUUUGUUUUCCUCACAACUGUUCUUGUUGUUAGAACAUGAAUUAUAAUGUUGUCCAAAUUUGUAAAAUUAUUAGGGAAGGUUAGCAGGCAAAGUGCAAGUUUUAAAACCAUUUAAAAGCAUUCCCUAUCUGUAUUUGUUAUUCUACAGCAGCAGUGAUUGGAAAACCAGUGUUCUGUAAAACAAGAAUUUCCUGCAAUUCA